Drosophila nasuta is the source of this 1330-nucleotide messenger RNA. RefSeq names its product cGAS-like receptor 1 (gene cGlr1). NCBI's taxonomy places the organism in Eukaryota, Metazoa, Arthropoda, Insecta, Diptera, Drosophilidae. The record is from RefSeq and is a predicted model, not a curated record.
UUCAGUUUGCAGUACGCGUUCAACGAGUUGAGAUUAACUAAAGCAGCGAAAGUAGUGUCCAAGGAUGGCGUCGUUGGAGAAUCAAUUGCAAAGAAAUAUUGCGGAAUUUAUUAAUAUCGAUGCACAUCGAAAAAAAUACACUAACCAUUACAAUGCCUUACGAGAUACUAUUUAUUCCACUCUUAAGUCUGAGAUGCCCUUGGGAAAAUGGUUGUGUGGACACAAACUUGGCGGAAGCUAUGGCGAUAAAGUGAAAAUUACAAAGCCCGAUGAGUUCGAUUUGGUAAUCUACCUGAAAUUUCCUGAAAACGAUCGGAUCAUCGUUAAGAGAGAUCCACGGAAACCGGGAAAUGUUACGCUCGACAUGACUGAGGUGCUAAAUAUCCUGCAGCGACAGGAUCAUCAAAAGGAUUCAUUUACAGCCCUAAAGAAAAUAGUUACGGCCCAAAAUCUAUUACUGGAGGAUAAGCUGCAGGAUCUAAUAAAUGGUGCAUUUACCAAAGCUCUCAAUAAAAUGGAAAAACGGAUUAUUGUGGACGGCAUGACCUCGCAAAUAAUUUACCGACGAUGCGGUCCAGCUCAUACAAUUUUUUUAAAUUCACCCUACAAAUAUUCGGUUGAUUUUGUGCCAGCAAUAAGGCUAAGUGAACGGCAGAAUGUGUUGGGUGGCGAAGAGCUCAGAUUCUUCCGGAACAUACCGUAUUGGGACGCAAUACCGAAACCUAUGAAGCCAUUCCAAGCGAACAACAUUUCAUUCCGGGCCUCCUACUAUGAUGCCGAAAAGGAAAUGAUGCACAAUAAACAAAAGCUGAAGGAUGUCAUCAAGCUGAUGAAGAAAUUCCGUGAUUCAAAGACAAACAUGGCAAAUGUUCGAAGCUAUUACAUUAAGACGGUGCUGCUGUGGCAGGUGAAGGUGCGUCCCGUGUCCUAUUGGAGCAACAAGAGACUCUACGAGAUACUGAUCGAUAUGUACGAUGAGUUGGCCAGUUGCUUGGCAGUGAAUCAGCGCCGUGGCAAGUUACGCUUCUUCUGGGAUCCCAAUCUCGAUAUGUUUGCUGCCUUCACACCGACCCAGCGACAGGACAUGUUCAACUGUGUUAUAGCUGAGCAUGCGAACCUCAAGAGAGCCGCUGGCAAUCUGACCAGUGACAUCAAUCAAAUUGUGCGAUCCUCCUACAGCAAUCGCGAGGAGCGUGGAGAGCCACAGCGAAGGCCUCGGAAUGGACAGCCAGCUGUAGCACCAGCACCACCUUCUGCUAAUAAACCACAGGCAGAACAAUCGACUUGUAUAAUUGGCUGAGAGAGAGAAAGAGGGAGGGAGAGUAAGUUU